This is a messenger RNA of Vicia villosa (hairy vetch), 1128 nucleotides long. Its product is annotated as protein PLANT CADMIUM RESISTANCE 10. Bases 181 to 750 code for a protein of 189 amino acids. Lineage: Eukaryota; Viridiplantae; Streptophyta; Magnoliopsida; Fabales; Fabaceae. The transcript has 4 exons. The record is from RefSeq and is a predicted model, not a curated record.
AAAAAUAGUUUUUUUUUUGGAAAAGGCAAAAUAUUUGAUUAAAGAAAGAACAAAGACAUAAAGUAGCAAGAAACCCAGAAAGUGAUAAUCGCAACGCAACGCUUGGAGGAGAACUCACUCACUCAUUCACACUUCAUUCAACCUUAAUUACUUAAGAAAGAAUUUCAUUAUUAUAAGAAUAUGAAGAACCAAGGUAGUUAUGUGCCACCAGCUUAUAUUCCAUUGGGGCAAUCAGAUUCAGAUGCAAUGAGUGUUUCUCUACACCAUGGUGAUGAUAGUAGCAAUGGAACAAGUCAAAUGCAGGCUCAAUGGUCUUCUGGAAUCUGUGCUUGUUGCGAUGAUAUGCCGAGCUGUUGUAUAGGUUUUUUUUUUCCUUGCUAUCUCUUUGGGAAGAAUGCAGAAUUUCUGGGUUCUGGCACGUUUGUGGGAUCAUGUGUUACCCAUUUUAUAUUAUGGAGUCUUGUUAAUACAGCCUGCUGCAUAAUAACUGACGGCCUGUUUUGGGGAUUACCUGGAUGCCUGGUUUCUUGUUAUGCUUGUGGCUACCGCAGAACCUUACGAUCAAAGCAUAAUUUGCCGGAAGCACCGUGUGGGGAUUUUGUUACCCAUUUUUGCUGCCAUUUGUGUGCCGUUUGUCAAGAGUACCGUGAAAUACGCGAAAGAGCUGGGGAUUCUGAAGCUACAGAUACAAAACUGGCAGUAGUUACAGCUCCGACAGUUCAGACAAUGCAACCAGAUUCAAAGCAGUAAUGCCACAAGUCUGCUCUCCCUAUCCCUUACACUGUGUAUGGUUUAAGGAUUGUAAACUUUGGUGAAGUAUGUGGUUCAUUACACGCUACAAGUCAAUGUUGUUAUACUAUUGAUCCUCACAUUUACUUUUUCAACUAUCUUGGAGAUAAACUAGAUGAAUAUAAAACACCCAGUUGUAAAUAAAAAUUUAGUCUGUUUAAUGCCUAGUCAUAUUACUGCUUCAGUGCCAUUUAUCCCACUUCCUCCAAGACUAAUGAAGCUACUUAUCCUCACAGCAUUACACCCUCAUUGUUCUUAUCCGGUUAUUUCAACUUGUAAUUUUACUCUGUAAUUCGCCUCUCCUAGAGCAGACUUUAUGUUUGAUAUUUAUGUUUUUAC